GACCUUUGGCAAAUCAAUAUUUGAAGUCUGGUUAACCAUCAGUCCAUCAGCUGCCCCACCGUCCUCCAUUUUACCUGAAACACGCACUAAGCAUGCUCACAGGAGACCUGAUAUUGAUGUAAUACAUCUCUACCGAGGGACGCAAUGACAUCAUCAACCCUAUCCUGGACGCUUGCCUGUCUAAUCACCUGCUCUGCUCUGGUCCAGUGUACAGUGUUUCUGGAUCAGUCCUCUGCAGAUCAGAUCCUCUCGGCCUCCAGGAGGCGCCGAGCAAACUCGCUCUUCCUGGAGGAGAUGUUACCUGGAGACCUGGAGCGAGAGUGUUACGAGGAGACAUGCUCACAGGAGGAGGCCGCCGAGAUCUUUCAGACCAGAGAGAAGACGAUGGAGUUCUGGUACAAAUACAUCAACCUGAAUCCAUGUAGAACCAAUCCAUGUCUAAAUGGAGGAAUGUGUACUCUGGACAGAGGAGACUUCAGCUGUCUGUGUCCACCACAGUACCGCGGCAAGAUCUGUGACUCAGUUGUGAAAGAGUGUGGCUAUAGAAACGGUGGCUGUAUGCAGUAUUGCAUGGACCUGUUAGGUGGAGUCGGAGUUCAGUGUGGUUGUGCUGAUGGAUUUAACCUGGAACCUGAUGGAUUCAGCUGCUCAAAGACCAUGGCGUUCCCAUGUGGUCAGCAGUACGAUGAGCUGAUUUAUGGGGGUCGUUCUCUCUGGAAUCUCUCUGAGAUGGUCAAUGUCACUAUGGAGAUGGAUGCCAUGUUGGAUGAAAAUAUUACAGAUAGUCUGGUUCUUCCUGUCAACAUGACAGAGUCAGAGGAGAGGUCAGUGAACGCAUGGUAUGUUCAGAGAGGGGAUAACACCACUGAACCAUGGGUAAAGGAGGGGGGAGGAGAGGAUGGGUCCUGGACUCGUAUAGUUGGUGGAGUCCUGGAGACAAAAGGAGGAAGUCCCUGGCAGGUUCUAGUCCGCAGGUCUGAUGGCUACGGUUUCUGUGGAGGGACUCUGGUCUCUGAACGCUGGGUGGUUACUGCUGCUCACUGCAUGGAACAGCCCGCAGACCACGUCACUGUAGGAGACUUUGAUAAGCGGCGCCCUGAUCCAGGUGAGCAGCUCAUUAAGGUUCAGAAGGUCUUCAUUCACCCUCACUUCCACUCGUUCACCUUCGACAGUGACAUUGCUCUGCUGUACCUGGCCCAGCCUGUCAUCAGGGGCCCCACUGCCAUCCCUGCCUGCCUGCCUGACCCUCACCUGUCCAAAUACCUGGUGCAGGAGGGUAACCGUGGUGUGGUGACGGGCUGGGGCCUUACUCGAUACUUGGGCAGGUCCUCCAGGUUUCUCAGGAAGGUGACACUUCCUGUGGUCAGCUACAAAGACUGCAGCGCAACCACAGAGCAGGUGAUCACAGAUAACAUGUUCUGUGCAGGUUACCUGCAGACCAGCAUGGACGCCUGCAGCGGGGACAGUGGGGGACCAUUUGUGGUGCACUACAGAGGGACCUGGUUCCUGACCGGGGUGGUCAGCUGGGGGGAGAGGUGUGCCGCCAAAGGCAAAUAUGGAGUCUACACCCGACUAGGGAACUUCCUCCACUGGAUCCAAGACACCAUGGAGAGAAAGGAUCUGAACAUUACAGACAGCUGAGAGCGAGCUGACAGAAGCACCCGAGCCCAGAACAGUUUGAGAGCAGAGACCUGAUCCUUGUCUGUGGUUGAAUCAGAGCUGAGCUCCUGCUGAAAACAUCGUAGAAACAUUGUUUUCUUCCUUAUUAUAGUCACAUUAAACUGCUGAAAAUCAUUUUAUCUUUGUAAUAAAACUCUGAUUAAAGAUUA
Molecule: messenger RNA, 1829 nt
Organism: Cheilinus undulatus (humphead wrasse)
Lineage: Eukaryota; Metazoa; Chordata; Actinopteri; Labriformes; Labridae
Product: coagulation factor VII
Exons: 11
Coding region: 145-1641 (498 amino acids)
Biological process (GO): proteolysis; blood coagulation
Cellular component (GO): extracellular region
Molecular function (GO): serine-type endopeptidase activity; calcium ion binding
Source: RefSeq, a predicted model, not a curated record